Molecule: messenger RNA, 342 nt
Organism: Adineta ricciae
Lineage: Eukaryota; Metazoa; Rotifera; Eurotatoria; Adinetida; Adinetidae
Source: the annotation of a GenBank genome assembly
AUGAAGUCGAUGAUAAUUAUUGUUGUUAUUUUCACUUUGAAUUCUUGUUUUGCUGAACAGUUACUUGGUGGAUGGUCUGUUACUACUGACGAAACACUCAAACAAGAUUGUUUAAGUCAAGCUUUGGCACAAAUUCAAGGUCAGAAAGUGACUGAUGCGGAAAAAUUAGUUUCGGAUAAUGUUUGUCAAACUCAAAUUGUCAAUGGUCUCAAUAUUAAAUGUACUUUUGUUUUAAAUGGGCAACCUUGGAAAUGUUCAUUUUAUAAAUCAUUCAUCGGAACAAAAGAAACAAAACUUGAAGGAUGUGAAGAAGUUAAGCCACAAAAUUCCGAAGAUAUUUGA